AUGUUUCUUCCCAAUCUUGUUCCAAAACAUACCCAGCAUCUAUGGAUGGAUGAGGGCUCUUCUUCCAACUACAGAUACUUGAGAAAAGGAAGAGACCAAGCUGAUGACAGGUUGAUGAUAUUGCAACAGCAGCACUGCUCCCAAAACAGUGCACGAAACAAUCGAUUGCCUCUGCAAUUACAGUCUUUGCCUCAAAAUGUUCCUUUUGCUCCUCCAUUAUCGUCGUAUUCUUCUGCCCAGGUUGGUGCAAUGCUUUCCAAUAAUCCAUUAUCGUUGCCAAAAACUUCCUCUUCUUCAAUUUUUGACCAGGAAAUUCAAUCAAGAAUAUCUUACUUAAACUCUAUCAAAACGCUUGGUUAUGGCUAUAUAAAACCUCUAGGUAUUGGAAAAACAAUGCAAACUUUAAUAGAGGAAAAACAGUCAUCAGAACAAAAUAGAAAACAAAAUCAGGAUAUAAUGGCCACUGCUGAAGUCGUUUCCACUGAUACAAAUGAUUUAGAUGGGGCACAGGCUGAAGGUACAGCGAAUAAUUCUGAUAUUACAAAUGUUUUGAAUAAUACUCCAAUGCUUGAUGUUGGUAAUGACAGACUGCAAGAGAUAGAUCUCGAUGCUAAUAUAUCCGACCAGGAUGAUUUUAUCAGCAAUAAUAAUAUUAGUAAUAACAGCAAUAUUAAUGAUAACAGUAAUGGCGACGAAGAAGAUGAUGAUUUUGACAUUAAUAAUAGCAAUAACAUACAGAAUAGUGAUGAUUUAGAUGAAUUUCAAACUGAUGAAAGUGAUACUGACGAUAUCAUUCCUCAUCGACAAACUCGACAAAAUAGACUAAACUACAGAGAUUAUGGUUUUAAUUAUGAAAAUUAUGAUUCAAAUAUUCAUGAUAUAGCAACUCAGGAUGAUUUCAUGGCUGCAGAUGAAGAAUAUGAGACAUCAAGUGAUAAUGAAAUUUUAAAUUCAAGUAAUUCAAAACUUGGCUCGUUACCAACUGUUUCUCGAUCAGCCUUUCCAAACACUUAUUCUUCAAAUCAAUCAUCUCAUAAUAUGAACAAUAAUAACACUAAUACUCCUAGUACUUCCAAUACUCUUAAUACUUCUAAUAAUAAUAAUAAUUCUAGAAAUAAUAAUAAUGGUACAAAUAAUAAUACUUCAAAUAUUAUCAAUAAUAAUCACAAUAAUUAUAAUGCUCAUAAUAACAAUAAUUUGAAUAUUGAUAAUAUUACAACUGAUUCAAACACUGACUCAAACAAUAAUAGCAGUAAUAUUAUUAUCAAUAUUGAUCAUAUUGAUCAUAUUGAUAAGAAUAAUGGUCUUAAUGAACAUAGUACUAUAAACAAUACCAUCAAUAAUACCAUCAAUAAUAUUAGCAUUAGCUCUCUUCAAAAUGAAAACAGUAGUUUUCAAAGCAUUGAUGAAGCCUCGACAUUAAAUGAUGAAAAUAACCCUGAUUUGGUCAAUGACUCCAGAUAUGAAAGAGCUGAUCUAAGUGCUUUUCAUGAGACUGAAACUGAAAUGAUGAUUGAUGAUGAUUAA
Ascoidea rubescens DSM 1968 is the source of this 1527-nucleotide messenger RNA. RefSeq lists its product as uncharacterized. The record is from RefSeq and is a predicted model, not a curated record. Gene Ontology annotation, cellular component: anaphase-promoting complex. Gene Ontology annotation, biological process: anaphase-promoting complex-dependent catabolic process. The transcript has a single exon. NCBI's taxonomy places the organism in Eukaryota, Fungi, Ascomycota, Saccharomycetes, Ascoideales, Ascoideaceae. The coding region runs from base 1 to 1527 and encodes 508 amino acids.